Ichthyophthirius multifiliis is the source of this 1011-nucleotide messenger RNA. RefSeq lists its product as hypothetical. The transcript has 2 exons. The record is from RefSeq and is a predicted model, not a curated record. Gene Ontology annotation, molecular function: anaphase-promoting complex binding; ubiquitin ligase activator activity; protein binding. Gene Ontology annotation, biological process: anaphase-promoting complex-dependent catabolic process; positive regulation of anaphase-promoting complex-dependent catabolic process; positive regulation of ubiquitin protein ligase activity. Gene Ontology annotation, cellular component: anaphase-promoting complex. NCBI's taxonomy places the organism in Eukaryota, Ciliophora, Oligohymenophorea, Hymenostomatida.
AUGUUCAGAAAUGAUCCUGUUUAAAAAUAAUAAUAUAGAAACAUUAAUAAAAUUCCUUUUAAAGUUUUAGAUGCACCUUCUUUAUAAGAUGACUUUUACUUGAAUUUAAUUGAUUGGUCGAAUACUAAUAUUUUAGCAGUUGCUCUAGGAUCUUGUCUUUAUUUAUGGAAACCUUAAAAUAAUUAAGUCAUAAAAUUUUGCGAUCUCAAAAAUUAAGAUACAAUUACCAGUGUAAAUUGGCAUCCUAGAGGUCAAUAAAUUUCUAUAGGAACUUCAAAAGGAAUUAUAGAAAUAAGAGACGCUGAAAAGAAUACAUAAAUAAGAGCAUUGUAAGGACAUUCUGCAAGAAUAGGAUCUUUAGCAUGGUCUUAAAAUAUUUUAGCUAGCGGUUCAAGAGACAAAAAUAUUAUUUUAAGAGAUAUAAGAUAAAAAAGAGAUGAAAUUAGAAAAUUAAUUAGCCAUUAAUAAGAAAUUUGCGGUCUAAAAUGGAGUUUUGAUGAAUAAUAAUUAGCAUCAGGAGGAAAUGAUAACAAAUUAAAUAUAUGGAAUAAUCAUUUAGAUGUUCCUAUAUGUAAAUUUUAUGAACAUCAAGCUGCUGUAAAAGCUAUAGCAUGGUCUCCACAUAAACAUAGUCUUUUAGCUUCAGGUGGUGGUACUUAAGAUAGAUGUAUUAGAUUCUGGAAUACUCUAAGUAAUUAAUAAUUAGAUUAUAUAGAUAGUUAAUCUUAAGUAUGCAAUUUAAUGUUUGGAAAAAGUGUAAAUGAAAUUGUUAGUACUCAUGGUUAUUCAUAAAAUUAAAUCAUAUUAUGGAAAUAUCCUUCUAUGCAAAAAAUUAUAGAAUUAACUGGACAUACUUCAAGGGUACUUUUUCUUGCAAUGAGUCCUGAUGGAUAAACUAUAGUUACAGGUGCAGGAGAUGAAACUUUAAGGUUUUGGAAUAUUUUUCCUUCUGUAGAUUAGGGAGUUAAAUAUAGUAGUACUUUAGUUGAUGAUAUUAGAGAUUUAAGGUGA